UUCAAACAUUCAAACCCAAAACUUGACACUUUCUCUUCUCUCUUCUUCUUUCGUUCUUCCUAUUUUCUCUUAAGAACCAUAUAUUCUUCGUACAAGUUAGCAUUCCACAAAAAAUAAAAUGAAGCUCCUGUCCACAAAGGCAACGUGUAAUAGCCACGGCCAAGAUUCCUCAUACUUCUUAGGAUGGGAGGAAUACGAGAAGAACCCAUACGAUGAGGUUCACAAUCCCAAAGGAAUUAUUCAGAUGGGUCUUGCAGAGAAUCAGCUCUGUUUUGAUCUUCUGGAAUCAUGGCUCGAGAAGAACCCCGAUGCAGCGGGGUUCAAGCGUGAUGGAAAGUCCAUAUUCCGUGAACUUGCUCUCUUCCAGGACUACCAUGGCAUGCCUGCCUUCAAGAAGGCAAUCGUAGAUUUCAUGGCUGAGAUCAGAGGAAACAAGGUCACCUUCGAUCCCAACCAUAUUGUUCUCACUGCGGGUUCCACCUCAGCCAAUGAGACCCUCAUGUUCUGUCUCGCUGAACAAGGAGAUGCAUUCCUCCUUCCCACUCCUUAUUACCCAGGAUUUGAUAGAGAUCUGAAGUGGAGAACUGGAGUGGAGAUUGUUCCAAUACAAUGCAAUAGCUCUAACAACUUCCAAGUCACUGAAGCAGCAUUGCAACAAGCUUAUGAAGAGGCACAAAAGCGUAACCUCAAAGUGAAAGGCGUUCUCGUGACGAACCCAUCAAACCCACUAGGCACCACAAUGUCCCGGGGUGAACUGAAUCUUCUCGUCGACUUCAUCAAAGAGCAUGGGGACAUGCACUUGAUAAGCGACGAGAUCUACUCCGGGACAGUUUUUAGCUCCCCAGGGUUUGUCAGCGUCAUGGAAGUCCUCAAGGAAAGAAAUGAACUUAAGGUUUCUUCCAACGAGGAUGACAACAACGCUGACAGAGUCUGGGACAGAGUUCAUGUUGUCUAUAGUCUCUCCAAAGACUUGGGUUUGCCAGGUUUCCGCGUAGGCGCCAUCUACUCCGAGAACGACGAUGUUGUGUCUGCAGCCACCAAAAUGUCAAGCUUCGGUCUUGUCUCAUCACAAACACAGUAUCUUCUCUCUGCCAUGCUCGGAGACAAGAAGUUCACGAAGCUCUACAUCACUGAGAAUGAAAAGAGGCUUAAGCGACGACAGAGAAUGCUCGUUUCAGGAUUGCAAAAAGCCGGCAUCGGGUGCCUUGAGAGCAACGCAGGGUUGUUCUGCUGGGUUGACAUGAGGCACUUGUUGAGUUCCAACACUUUUGAAGCUGAGAUGGAUCUCUGGAAGAAGAUAGUGUACCAGGUUGGUUUGAACAUCUCACCCGGUUCAUCGUGCCAUUGCACUGAACCGGGGUGGUUCAGAGUGUGCUUCGCGAACAUGUCGGAGCAGACUCUCAACUUGGCCAUGAAAAGGUUGACGGCUUUUGUUGUUGAGUGCACCGGCAAUGGUGGCAGUGCUAAGAGGAACGGUGGUUUGAAAAUGAAGUCUCUCACUAAGUGGGUUUUCCGGUUAUCGUCACGCCGUGAUGGUCGUGAGCAAGAAGAACGAUAGCCUGGUCAUGUGUGUGAAAACGCAUGCAUAAUUCACUUCUAUUUUUCUUUUUUUUGGCCUCCCCGGUAUUUUUGGUGGAGUAGCCCAUGAAAAAUGUUUACUUUUCAUUUAUUUUUUUGUGAUAAAAAUGUAGGGAGUAAGAGAGAGCACUCUGCCCAUGUGGAUGUGAAGUGUGAGCCUUUUUAGUCAACCUGGUUUGUAUAAGUUUGAUUUCAUAUAUCAUGUCAUUAAUCCCUUACCAUAAAGUUAUAUAA
This is a messenger RNA of Lotus japonicus, 1812 nucleotides long. Its product is annotated as 1-aminocyclopropane-1-carboxylate synthase 3. Gene Ontology annotation, molecular function: transaminase activity; pyridoxal phosphate binding; 1-aminocyclopropane-1-carboxylate synthase activity. Gene Ontology annotation, biological process: biosynthetic process; amino acid metabolic process. The transcript is spliced from 2 exons. The record is from RefSeq and is a predicted model, not a curated record. Lineage: Eukaryota; Viridiplantae; Streptophyta; Magnoliopsida; Fabales; Fabaceae. The coding region runs from base 119 to 1558 and encodes 479 amino acids.